Molecule: messenger RNA, 2445 nt
Organism: Thyridium curvatum
Lineage: Eukaryota; Fungi; Ascomycota; Sordariomycetes; Thyridiales; Thyridiaceae
Exons: 2
Coding region: 1-2445 (814 amino acids)
Source: RefSeq, a predicted model, not a curated record
AUGAGCGACAACAUGAGCGACAGCAUGAGCGAUACCAUGAAUAUGGAUGACACCAUGGGUCUGAAUGAUACCAUGGAUUUGGAUGACACAGUGGAUGACAGCAUGAGUGACAGCAGCUGGUGCAGUAUGGACCACAGGGACUGGGAGUGUACCCUCUGCGACACCUGUGAUACUCCAAGCCCUGAGAAUCCGCUCCUCUGCCGACAAUGUCAGUCCUGGGAUGAUUUCAUCCACGUCGUCUUUUGCCCGUGCCGCGAACCUGAACUUUUCGAAAAACGCAUGUUCAAGCGCAUGUUCAAGAGCAAGGACGCAACGGAAAGGAUGACGACGUCAUGUAUGGUAUGCUCCUGCAUUUGCAAGAUUGUCAAUGACCGCAAUUUGGGGCUACGGAAUGACCAGGUUGGCAUCUGGAGGCCUUUCCCAACUCGUUGGAUAGAACCUGCCCAUCAGGCAAGGGACGAUCGAGCCGUGGAUGAGCAUGGCGCUCCGGGCCUGACUGAAGCGUGCGUCCUUCCUAUCGUUAUACGCGAAAACUCCACCACGAACUCCACGACGAACUACACACCCAUGCUCUUAGAAAUUGAACUACACUACGAGACCUACGGAAAGAGGCUCCGGCAGAUCAACAGAUGGGAUAGAGACUGUUUCAGUACAGCUGGUCUGAGGUACUGGCUUGCUGCUUGCCGGAACGAUCACGACGGACUUUGCAAACAGCCUAGGAUGACCCUCCACCUUCCUAGCGACUUCCGGCUAAUCGAUGUCCACAAUGCUGCUAUAAUGCGGCCCAAAGGAGAAGUGGAAUAUGCAGCUUUAAGCUAUCAGUGGAGCACUGCAACGACAUGUGAAAAACGCGAUCUGAUGCUGAAGGCGGCCAACUUGGACGAGUUAGAACAGCCGCAAUCCCUCGGACCUAGUGCAGUUCCCGAGGUGAUCGCGGAUUCCAUACAACUUUGCCGGGAAAUUGGUAUCUCGUACCUCUGGGUAGACAGGCUAUGCAUUGUCCAGGAUGACGACAACCUGAAACAAUCUCAAAUCGAGUCCAUGGACAUUAUAUAUCAACUAGCGAACGUCACUUUUGUAGCAUGCUCGGAUAGAGCAGGAGCCGGCCUCCCUGGCACCUCAACUCGACCACGUCAACCUUCUCAACAGGGUAAAGAGUGGACAUUGUGGAACUCCGCACGUGUAUGCACACAUGGAGUUGUGAAUAAAUCUAAAUGGAACACCAGAGGCUGGACUUUUCAGGAACGACUUCUUUCACGUCGAAGCGUCUUUUUCUGCGACAACCAUACCUAUGUCAGGUGUGAGAAGCAAUGCUCGGAAGUGCCCGAGGAACGAUGCGCAAAAUCGCCCGAGUCGCAUCGAUGGGGCUACGCAGACGGUUUUCUCAUAGCGGCGAGGCCGAAUUAUUCGACCCUACAGCCUGGAUACGGACGCAGUAACAUUGGAUUUGGUCUGUCCCAUUACUUCGACCUAGUCUUGAGUUAUCGCGCCCGCGUUCUCGGUGACCGUCAUGAUAUUCUGAAUGCAUUUGCUGGGCUCUCGAAAUUCAUCAGUUUUGACUUAUGCUCGGAGAUGCUGGUUGGCCUUCCUGAGAGGUAUCUAUCUCAAAGUCUACUUUGGACGCACUUAGGAAGUCGAACACACCCUCUUUCUGAACCAAAACUUCCAACAUGGACUUGGGCAGCGUGGCAUGAAGACCGAGCCUACACAGAAACACAUGACUCGACUGGCAGCUUUCUAAUAUGUGGCUUUUCUGGUCCUCGAGAUACUACGGACUUUGGUACUCUUAUCACUACUUUCUACAGUGAUCCACGUGAACCUGGUCGAGCAGGAGUUUGGCCAACAUUGGAAGAGAAGAUAUGGGCUGGUGAAACCAAGAUCGACAACCAAGUCCCUGACAACAUGCAUAAUGAGUUAGAGUGGCUAUACGAGAACCCGGGGGUCGACGAAGUGGAGCUAUGGAGGAAUUGUGUCCACAAUCCAUGGACGGCUCAAGAACAUCAUAACCUUGACGCCAGGACGAGACUUAUAGCAGAGAAACAUCACUGUUUGGCUUUCAACACUACCAUGGCGGUACUGUACGUUCAAUCGGACGAAUCAGAAAGCAGAACGACAGAGGCCUACAUCAGCAUGGGUCUUGCUACGGAUGAUGGGACCCUUGUCGGACAGACCGCUUUGAUGCAUAGAGAUUGGGCGAAGAGCCAAGCCGACAAAGCCUCUUACCACGUGUUCGUCAUCGGAGCAGGCCGCUCUCACAGCAAGUUCUUGCGUUACAGGGAAUUCGCAUAUAAUGAGCCCUGGGGCCUUUUCGUCAUGAUUAGCCCUUGUGAGGGUGACAUAAGCUCUUGCGAAGGGCACCCUUAUUCGCGUUUGGCUAUUGGUGCUGUGAGUCUGAUCGCAUGGACCGCUAUCAAACCACAGUGGAUGCCAGUUAUUCUUGUCUAA